AUGGCUGAGCAAUUGCAAAAGCUUCUCCAAGGUCCUGCUGGCAUACCGCCACCGGGCGUGGAGCCCAACCUUUUGGACCCUCCAAAUCAACGUGUAUCUGGGCAAGCGGCCAUACUAAUCUGCGGUAUAACCGCCUCCAUUGCUUUGUUCAUGCGCAUCUAUACCAGGGUAUUUGUUAUCCGCAAGACCAGCAUUUCUGAUUACACCAUUAUUGUGGCCUGGGGGAUUUAUGUGGGCUUAUGCGUCAUCUGUUGGUUGGGAAACGAUGCUGGACCCGGGGUUGACAUGUGGAAUUUGCGGCUAAGGGAUUUUAGGAGAAUGCAAUAUUGGUUUCACGCAGGCUCGAUAAUAUAUGGUAUACCCAUAUUCUUCAUAAAAGCGUCCAUCCUUCUACAGAUUGUGGACAUCUUUGUGCCUAAUAGAAGGAACGACCCUAUGUUCUGGAUCUGCCAUACCCUGAUAUGGGUUAAUUUUAUUUACUAUCUGAUUGGUAGCAUCCUGGAAAUUUUCGCCUGCCGUCCACUAAACAAGGCCUGGGAUCCUCUCAUUACGCAUGGGUCCUGUAUGGACAUGUUUCUCCUGAACUGCAUUGCUAGCUCAGUGAAUGCUGCCUCGGAUAUUAUUAUCCUCAUUUUGCCACAAACACGCAUCUGGAGACUGCAAAUGCCGCUGCGCAAAAAGCUUGCUGCAUCGGCAGUCUUUUUAUUCAGUAUAAUGUAA
Molecule: messenger RNA, 720 nt
Organism: Aspergillus pseudonomiae
Lineage: Eukaryota; Fungi; Ascomycota; Eurotiomycetes; Eurotiales; Aspergillaceae
Exons: 4
Coding region: 1-720 (239 amino acids)
Source: RefSeq, a predicted model, not a curated record